CUGAUAAAUCUUAACAAGCAAGCAGCCAAAUUGGAGUCACAAGUAUGCACAGUUUGCUUCAGUCUGCAACUUUUCUACCUCAGUUGGGACACAAUCCACGUCAAAUCAUGAUCUGAGCAGCAGGGUCUGUGGAGGUCGACGUGUAUUUUAUCACAGUAUGGAGAGCUGGCACAGUUUACUGCUGCUGUGCACACUAAGUUUUGUGCUGGCCCCUGGAGAGCCAAGGAAAAAUGAUGAUGACAUCGACCUUGUUAGUUUUCUGAGAAGUAUCUACCCCGGGCUGCUGGUGAGAAACCGACCGUUUGUCAUCGACCAAGACUUUGAGAUAAACUCCCUCAAGGAGCCGGGGCACCCACAGAUCCUCUCAAUCACUGAGGAAACCAAGGACAAACCAGUCAAUCAAGAUACAAAAGUGGCCUCUGGACCUUUGGUGUUAACCAAAGACGGCCACAUCAGGGGGGUUUCUGGGGAUAAAGCCCACAUAUUCUAUGGGAUACCCUAUGCAGACCCUCCGGUUGGAGCUUACCGCUGGAAGGCCCCCAGAGCUCUGAGUCCAUGGCCAGGGGUUUAUGACGCCUCCUUCCCCAGAGCAGCAUGCAUGCAGGCCUGUGCAGGACCCAUCAUUGAGGAGUGUCCACAGACAGUAAGCGAGGACUGUCUUCACCUCAACAUCUUUGUACCACUGGAGGUGAACUUCAGCACCCCCCUGCUGAGCUCUCUGCCGGUCCUGGUUUGGAUCCAUGGAGGGGAUUUUAUCGCCGGUUCUGCCUCCAAACCUCUGUAUGACGGACGCUUCAUCAGCAACUUCACCCGCACUGUGGUCGUGAACCUCGAGUACCGACUGGGUGCAUUUGGGUUCCUUGUGUCGGGAAAAGACCCUCAUACCUCUGCGGUGGGGAAUUAUGGGAUCUUGGACCAGCAGGCUGCUCUUCUUUGGAUCCAAAGGAACAUUGCUGUGUUUGGAGGAGAUCCCAGCAAGGUGACGAUAUUUGGUGAGAGUGCAGGAGCUCAGUCGGUGAGUCUUCACCUGAUGAUCCAGAGCAGUAAGCCUCUGUUUAGGCAGGCCGUCCUGCAGAGUCUACCCUUCUCCAUCCCACUGAAGACCCGACAUGAUGCUCUGAAACUGGGGAAGGAGUUUGCUAAACAGACCAACUGCUCUGUAAGCGACAUCGUCUGCCUGCUGUCUCUCACUCCACAAGCCGUCCUCGCUGCCCAGAUGAAAACAAGCUCCAAGCUUGUGAACCCGUUCAGGUUCCUUGAGGUUUUUGAGACAUGGGGACCGUAUAUAGACGGAGAACUGAUCAAAGAGCAGGCCGUGACUGCCUUUCUGAAGGGCCACUGGCAAAAAGAGAAGCCGGUGCUGCUGGGUACAACAUCAGAGGAGGGGGUGAUCUUUGUGUACGGCAUUUUCAACAAGCCCAUCUCUGCAGUGGAGAGCACUGUGUACAUAACGGCCAUCUUUAAACAACAUGCUCUGAAGAUCCUCCACAAGUACCUGCCCCUGUACAAGGAUGCAGAUCGCAGGGGGAUGUUGGCUCAGAUUGUGACCGACUACAUCUUCCUGUGUCCGUCCAGGCGGUCAGCACGUGCAGGUACAGCAGCGGGCAGUGGGGUGUGGAUGUACGUGUUUGACCACGUGGCGUCCGACCAUCGUGUGUGGUCUGGGCUGACUUUCUGCUACCAGCACCCCUGCCAUGGCGCUGAGCUGCCUUUCCUCUUUAACUCAGCCUCAGUGGCUAACUUCACCAUGUCAGCUCCAGAGAAGCUGUUGUCCAAUCGGAUGCUGUGUUACUGGGGUGCCUUCGCCCAUAGCGGUGACCCCUCUUCACGGGCCCAACAGACAAUUUUCUGCCGAGAGCAGCGUCUGCCUGUUUGGCCUCGUUACUCUGACACCAGUGGUUGGCUGGUCAUGAACCUGACGGUGCGUUCACAUGCACAAGUAGGAACCAGGAACCAUAUAUGUGACUUCUGGGACAAACUGGGCAUUUAUUAGUGGUCAGGGCUUUGAGGGAGCCUUGAAAGAUGAAGUCUUUUUUAUAACUAUAAAGUAAAAUUCAAUCACAAAAUCAAUCUUGUUAUGUUCAUCACUAAAGAUACAUUUAGCAGUUGCAACUUGUAUCAGUAUUAAAAUAUCCUCUUUAGAAGUGCUCUCAAGUAGCAAUUAUUUCAAUAUAAGCCUGCUUUUUUUAUAUUAAUGUUGAAAGCAGAAAUCAAUGUGUUCUGAGUUUGUUAUACCACAAAAAAAGGUAUUAUGACCAACAUAAAAGUCUCAUUGUAUUAUCAUAUUUUCUCCCAUUUAUGGAUGUAACUUUCUCCAUGUGUACAAGUUGUAUUACCAAGCAAAACCAAGACUGUUGAGAUGGAAAACCACAGAGCUAAUGCACUCUAGCUUUUAUAACAUUAGGGGAGGGAUUAUCAUCAAUCAUUGUGUCUAAAUCAACCAAAAUGUUCUGAACACAGGAAUGACAAAAAACAUAUACUACACAAACAUAUACUACACACAUACACAUUUUUCACAUGUAUAAUGUGUUCAUUUAGAAAUCUUUGUCAGUAAUUUCUGAUGGUGAGUUGAAUUGAACUGAAACUGCAUCAUUACCUACUCUCCCGUAUCCCAGUGCUCUCGACUGAAGAGGCUGAAUGAUUGCAUACAAAGCCAAAGGACAGAUCCAAGAAUACACACAAACACUCAGGUUUACUGUAGGUGGUGUAGAAAAGGUUGCAAGAGAUGAUAAUUCCUAGACAUGAAAUAUGUGUUGGACAAUUAAAAAUCUAGUGACUUAUACAUGUGCUCCUUUUUCAUUAGUCAGACAUGUGCAGUAUAUUAUGUUUUUUGUGUAGAGAAAGAACACUGAAAGCCCCAAAGGAGAUAAAACUGUGUGUUCAUUCCAUGUGUCAUCUCUGUUUGACAGCAGACCAUUGUACUUCAACACUGAUAUACUUUCCAAUAAAAGACGCUUGAUGGAA
This is a messenger RNA of Sphaeramia orbicularis (orbiculate cardinalfish), 2964 nucleotides long. Its product is annotated as cAMP-regulated D2 protein. The coding region runs from base 158 to 1993 and encodes 611 amino acids. The record is from RefSeq and is a predicted model, not a curated record. NCBI's taxonomy places the organism in Eukaryota, Metazoa, Chordata, Actinopteri, Kurtiformes, Apogonidae. The transcript has 8 exons. Gene Ontology annotation, molecular function: cholinesterase activity.